AUGAAGCAAACUAGUUUAAGAUUAUUAAAAUUCACAUUGGUAUCGAUAUUUGUACUGUUUUCAUUUAUCAAUCAUGUAGAAUCAUUUAAAAUGGCUAUCUUUACAACCGGUGAACUCAAUGAUUUUGAUCCUUUCACUGACCUCAAAAAAUCAAUUCAAAUUUCUUAUUCUUUCUAUUUAGGAUUCAAUUAUAUGGUUAAUUAUGCUAAAGUAAAUGUAGAGAAACAAUUACAAACAACAGAUAUUGAUAUUUUCGAAGGUGUCACUGAACAUGGUGCCAUUGAAUUUAUGGAGGAAAAGAUUGCACUUGGCUACGACAGUUUUAUUGCUGCCUCGCUCGAGUACACCAACGCUGCCAUCAACAUCACCACUCGAUUCCCAGAGGUUGUCAUCUUGACCCGUGGUAACAGAGUUGCCACCAAGAACCUCUCCUACGUCACCUACAACGUCCAUGUAUGCCAAUACAUUUUGGGAUACUUUGCAGGUCUCAUGACCAAGACUAGUGUGCUUGGUUACGUCAAUCCAGGUGAACCAUUCAUUAUGAACUAUGGUUCAAACGCUUUUUAUGUAGGUGCUGUUGCCUCUAGCGCACUCGUUGGCAAGCCCGUCCCACAACUCUACCUCUGGCAAGCCGGUGGUUGGAUCCAACCAGACAUUGAACACGGUGCCACCUUGAACCUCAUGAACGACUUUGGUGCUGAUAUGAUCUCGCACACCCAAGAUGAUAUGAUGGUGCCCAUCACCAUUAUGCAACAAGGUGGUAUGGCUCUCGGAACCAACGGGUACGGCCAACGUGAAAUCUAUGGUGAGCAAAUCGGUCUCAGUUUUGUCACUGAUUGGACCACUCCAUACCUCCAAUUCACCAAGGCUGCCAUGACUAACCGUACUGCCAUGAUUAGAUAUUACGGUGAUUUUAACAAUAAUUUCCUUAGACUUGAUAAUUUUUCAUCUCUUGUACCACAAGAUGUUCAAGAUAAAGUAAAUGCACAAGCAGCUUAUUUGAUGACUGUCAAUAGAACUGUUAAUCCAUACUAUUGUAGUGAUCUUAAUUUGGCUGUUAUCACCAACAAGACAACCGAUCUUUUACCAGGUACCACCAAUUGUAUCACAUCGGCCAAGUUCUUCCAAUUGAAUGUUCCAUACCCUGGUAUGACCUUUUUAGGCAACUAUUCAGUACCAUUGGUCAAGGUUGAUAUGGACAGGGACGUCCAAUACGCCUUUUCGGUCAUUGCCGGUAUUCUCAACCUCGUUUCCAUUGUGUUUGCCGUCUUGGUAUUUGUCUACCGUAACACCCAAUCGAUCCGUUCCGCCUCACCACUCUUUUGUAUUGCCAUCCUUAUCGGUGCUUGCAUCACCUACAUUGGUGUCAUCAUCUGGGUGCAACCAAACUCUGAUGCUGUCUGCAGUGCCCGUUACUGGUUACUCGCCGUCGGUUAUGCCCUCUUGGUCGGUGCCCUCGUCGUCAAGAACUUCCGUAUCUGGAAGAUUUUCGAUAAUCCCGAGCUCAAGGCCGUCAAGAUCACCAACGCCCAGUUAUUCCCAUGGGUCUUUGCCAUCAUCUGCGUCAAGAUUAUCUUUUUGGCCAUCAUGACCAGCAAGGUUGGCAACAGCCGUGUUGAAGAUGUCUUUAAUAUCGACGGUGUCGGCAAAUACGAGUACAUGUCGGUCUGCCAGAUGGACAGUGCCGGAAAUGGUGUGCUCUAUGGUUUGCUCGGCUCGUUUGCCGUUUUACUCUUGUCUGGUGUGUUCUUGUCGUGGAAGAUCCGUAUCGUCGACAUUGACGAGUUCAAUGAAAGCAAGGAGAUUGGUAACACCCUCUACGCCAUCUCGUUCAUCUUGUUUGUCAUUAUCCCACUCUUGGUGUCGCCACAAUCCAACUUGAACCAAAGUAUCAUCAUUUGCGCAUCGGCUCUCUUUAUCACUACUGCCGCCAUCUGCAUCCUCUUUGUGCCCAAGUUCUGGCGUAUCCACAACUAUGGUGACAAGGGUACCAAUGUAUUUGGAUCUCGUUCCAAAUCUGCCAUUGCCUCUUCUCGUUCAAAGUCUGCUUCCAACAGUGUCUCUGGUCAUGUCAAGGAUGCCGAUGAUGAUGAAGAUGGAGCCAUCUCACCUGUGUCGUCUGGAUCCAACUCGAUUAGAAUGACCACCAUGUCAGUCUCUCGUGAGCCACCAUCGUCACCAACUGCCUCUUCAUUUGCCAGUCCACUCCCACCAUUCACUGGUCCAGUCCACGCCACCUUUGAUUCUGAUGAUACUGAUGAUGAAGCAAGAUUCCCAUCUCCUCGUCCAGUUCCAGUUCAACAACAACCACAACAAAACACUGAACAAAAUGUUUAA
Molecule: messenger RNA, 2337 nt
Organism: Cavenderia fasciculata
Lineage: Eukaryota; Evosea; Eumycetozoa; Acytosteliales; Cavenderiaceae
Gene: grlM
Product: G-protein-coupled receptor family 3 protein 12
Exons: 3
Coding region: 1-2337 (778 amino acids)
Biological process (GO): G protein-coupled receptor signaling pathway
Cellular component (GO): plasma membrane
Molecular function (GO): G protein-coupled receptor activity
Source: RefSeq, a predicted model, not a curated record